Messenger RNA from Gryllus bimaculatus (two-spotted cricket), 377 nucleotides. The record is from the annotation of a GenBank genome assembly. NCBI's taxonomy places the organism in Eukaryota, Metazoa, Arthropoda, Insecta, Orthoptera, Gryllidae.
CUUUCUCCUCUGCCACAAUGUGGGCCCCGGUCGCUCUUCUCAUCUUGCUCGCCAGCGGAACCUACGGAUAUUCUGUGGGAAAUGCCAACGCACUAGGGCGUGCCUUGGCCAACGCCAAUGCCCUUGGUCGAAGCUUGUCCCAACGCAAAUGCCUUGGGAGCUUGGCCAACGCGAAUGCCCUCGGAGAAAGCUUCGGUGACACCUUUCUUUUGGGUCACUCCCUGGCCAAUGCAAAUGCAGUUGACUACGAGGUCCCUGAGGUAGAGGUGGUGGAGGAACCCGUAGUGGUAGUGGAGGAGGAGCCUGUGGUGGUGUACUUAAAAAAUGCUUAUCAAAUUAAACCAUUCAAUUAUGAAAUUAUGCAUGAUGGUAUACUG